GCAACUGCACUCAAAAAUAGAACAAAAAUUAAAUCUUCUAAAGGUCCUCACUCCACUCCUCAAUCCUUUUAUAGAUUUUUAUUAGCUUAAUUUAAUUAAAAUUCCAGCUGUAGCUUUAAGAAUAUCAAUUUCUCAGAGCUAAUAUUUACUAGUGAUACUAACACUGUGCUACGAGUGUUUGAUUUUUCGUAUAAUUACGACGUAACUGAAAUGGAAGAAAAUUCAUCGAGUGACGACGAAAUGAAAACACCGUUGAGACCCCAAUUAGGUGGAAAAAAGAUAAAACUGAACGAUGGAAGCUCUCAAGAUAGUUUAAAAGAAUCGGAUGCUUUAGCUUCUGGGAGUAAGGACGAACCAGAAGAAAACGUAGAUAGCGGAUUGUCGGCCGAUAAGUCUGAAAGUACAAGUAACGAUGACAAGGUCGAAAGUCUAGUGACAAUGGGACCAAUGAACGAAGUUGUUUCAGUUGCACCUUCCAGCAGUAACGUAAGGACCAUCCUUUUGAAUAUCCGCAGACCACGUCGAAGUAGGAAUUAUAGGAAGCGAAAGACCCCAGGUGCAGAUUCAGACAGUAACACUUCGAGGGAUUCUGAUGAUUUGUCCGGUGAUGAAAAUCAAGAUAGGACAAUUGAUAAUAUCCUUUCCGAUGAGGACAGCAAUUCCGAAUUGUCAGAAGAAUCACAUAGUGUUACAACCAGUACUAGCAGUUCUGCUGUAGAGACUGAUGAGGAUAACCUCAGGUCGGACAGUGAUGACAGUCCAUGGCUGAGAAUGGAUGAGGAAGAGGAAACUGGAAAGAAACCAUCAGUGCUCUCAAAAACUAGACCAAAACAUUCAUAUAUUAUUUUAAGAGAGAUAAUAAAUAGGGAGAUGGGCUUGACAUUUCCCUAUGGCAAAAAGGUACAAGAUGAUGUGAUUUUUGAGCAAAAGUUUUAUGGUUCUCUACAUGCUGUAUAUAGAAUGGAAUAUUUGCAUAAUUUAAUUAAACAUAAGGGAUGUGUUAAUUCAAUUAAUUUUCAUCCAGAAGGACGUUUACUGGCAUCUGGGUCUGACGAUACACAUGUGAUUGUUUGGGACUGGGCCAAAAAGAAAGUCUUACAGAAUAUUAAGACUGGUCACAAAUCUAAUGUAUUCCAAAGCAAAUUCCUGUAUCUGAAUGCUGACAGUCAAAUUAACCUAGCAACAUGCGCUAGGGAUGGUCAGGUACGUCUGAUCCAAGCGGGCGGAUCCGGCGGCACAUCCCGCCGGCGUAUAGCUGCACACUCGCGCGCCGCACACAAGCUGCACGUGAGCGCCGCCGAGCCGCACGUCGUGUUGUCCGCAGGCGAAGACGGCCUCGUUCUCCGUGCUGACGUCCGCCAUGAUAGACCCAGCAAAUUGAUCCACGUCCGUCAGUCUGGCAGCUUCAUCCCGCUGUACAGCGUGGCUGGUCACCCGCUGUGCUCCCACGAGCUGCUGCUGGCCGGCCGCGACCGCUUCCUCCGAGUGUACGACACGCGACACCCCCUCAAACCCCUCGCUAAAUACUGCCCCGGAGAGUUCUUGGACUCCACGGGCAAAAAGAAGAAGCCAAUGCAUUUGACGUGCGCUAUUUAUAACCACGACGGCUCGGAGAUACUAGGUUCCUACAAUGAUGAAGACAUUUACUUAUUCGACGCUAAAAAGGAUAUUCAUGAUGAAGACUCAAACGACGGCAAAGACGGUUACACGCAUCGGUAUAGCGGCCACCGUAACAGUGCUACAUACAAGGGCGUCGCAUUCUUCGGGCCCAAGAGCGAGUACAUCGUGUCCGGCUCCGACUGCUCCAAUAUCUACAUCUGGGAGAAGAAGUCCGAGGCGAUAGUGCAGUGGAUGGAGGGAGACGUACAUGGUGUGGUAAAUUGUAUCGAGUCGCACCCUAGGUUCCCUGUAAUGGCUACCAGUGGUCUAGACAAAGAUGUCAAGAUUUGGAUUCCGAAACGACAACAGGACCCCGACUAUGCCGGAUUAGAAAAAGUGGUACGUGAAAAUAGCGUCAAAGCUACACCCCUGUUCAACGAUUUUUUACCUACGUUCUAUAGCGCGUUCCCCACUGAUCGAGACGAUGACCCGCCCUAUGGAGGAAAUAUUGAGUUCGAAGGAAACGUGUGCACGGCCUUUUAGCACCGCCUUACUUAUAAAUUUAAUAACUAAUAACUUAAUAAGUAUGUAAUGUAAUCGAUUUUUAUC
Aricia agestis (brown argus) is the source of this 2208-nucleotide messenger RNA. Its product is annotated as DDB1- and CUL4-associated factor 8-like. NCBI's taxonomy places the organism in Eukaryota, Metazoa, Arthropoda, Insecta, Lepidoptera, Lycaenidae. Gene Ontology annotation, cellular component: cytoplasm; Cul4-RING E3 ubiquitin ligase complex. The transcript has 11 exons. The record is from RefSeq and is a predicted model, not a curated record. The coding region runs from base 211 to 2142 and encodes 643 amino acids. Gene Ontology annotation, molecular function: protein binding.